AUGGGAAAUGAAUGUACAAAAUUUCGUAAAAUAGAAAAAAAACCAAUAAUGAUUCGUUGGAACUUAAUUAAUGAAGAGACUGAUAUUCUUCAAUUAAAUGCUGGAGGAAAAAAUAUCAUUGAGCAAUAUAAUACUAUGUUAAACCAAUUAAAAGAAUGUAAUCAAUUAACAGAGGAUGAAAAAAUAAAAGCAGUGGAAAAUAUAACAUUCAUGAGAGAUCGAGAAAACCUUGUUCGAUUAAAAGAAAUUACUUACCCAUGUGAAAAAUGUGGUGAACCUGGAUAUACCGAAUUGUUUUGCGAACACUGCGUACGCAAAUGUCUCAAAAAUAACUUUAUUAAUUGGACAUCAGGAAGUGAAAUUAUUGACAAAGCAAUUCAAAAUGCUCAACUAAAACUUCCAUUUCCAAGGUAUAUUAUUGAAUGGAUAUCAUUCGAUGACCUUGAAACUAUUGUGUAUAAAACAAAAGGUGGUUUCUCAAAAAUUUCUACUGCCAUUUGGAAGAAAGGUGUUAUAAUGUCAUUUGAUAAAAAGAAACAAGAAUUUGUAAGAGGAAAACCCAUUACUGUGAUUCUUAAAAACCUUUCGAAUGGUGAUUCUCAAGCAGAAGAAAGAACCCUUUCGAAUGAUUCUCAAGCAGAAGAAAGAACCCUUCUGAAUGGUUCACAAACAGAAGAAAGGUUUUUAAAAGAGUUAGAAACUCAUAUUUCACUAUGUUCAGAGGGUUAUACCGUUGCUACUUGCUACGGUAUAACAAAAGACACUAAAACUGGUGACUACAUUCUUGUGCUUGCCAACUAUGAACAAGAUCUAGGGUCAUAUAUUAAAAGUUCCUAUGAUAAAAUCACCUGGAAGGAAAUUUAUAAAAUUUUUUAUAAUAUUUCAGAGGAUUUGUUUAAUCUGCACAAAGAAGAUUUACAUAACAUGCACAAAGAAAAACUCAUACAUUGUGACUUACAUGACGGAAAUAUUCUAAAAUCCAAAGGAAAUUUAUUUCAUUUAUCAGACUUUGGUCUUUCCGGACCAGUCAACAAAAAACGAAAUGAAGUUUACGGAAAACUUCCGUUUAUAGCACCCGAAGUCUUAACUGACAGAAAAUAUACGACAAAAACUGAUAUAUAUAGUAUAUCAAUGCUUAUGUAUUAUGUAGUUGUAGGUAAACCACCUUUUUUUGAACGCAAACAUGAUCCCAAUCUUUUAUUAGAUAUUAUAAAUGGAUUUCGUCCUACAAUGCCAAAAGGAUUGCCACAAAAUUUCCAAUACGUAAUGGAAUUAUGUUGGGAUCCAAAUCCUGAUAAACGACCAUCAGCCAAAGAUCUUUAUUAUUAUUUUUUGAGUGAAUAUGAAGCAGAAUUAAAAAAUCCAUCUGUGAAAAAUGUGACUAUUUCAAACAAUGAAUCCAUAGAAAUUCAUGAGUGCGAAAGCACUCUACAUGAUAUUAGGUUUCAGAAGGAACAAAUAGUCAAUGAAAGCUAUUCUUCACAAAGUGAAGAUGGCGUAACCAUUGCUGUUGAAGAGAACCCUAAUCUAGAUUCGCCCAAAGAUGUUGAACCAACAAGUGACUAUAAUGACUUUUUUCAACAAUUUAGGCAAAAGGAUAAAAUGCCUAGAUUGGCUAUGAAAGCAAAUAGAAUGGUUGAAGAAUUUCAUGGUUAUGCCGCUUUCGACAAAGAAAGCGAGUUGAAACCUUAUUCUUAUACUCCAAAGCCAUUAGGCGAUGAAGAUCUUGAAGUUGGAAUUUCACAUUGUGGUAUAUGUGGUAGUGACUUACAUACGAUGAGAUCGGGUUGGCGUCCAACUUUAUAUCCAGCCAUUCUCGGUCAUGAAAUUGUCGGUAAUAUCUUGAAGAAGGGUUCUAAAGUUUCUAACUUCAAUAUCGGAGAUCGUGUCGGUAUCAGUUGUCAAGUCCAUUCAUGCGGAGAAUGUGUUGAGUGUACUACAGGUUAUGAUCAAUUAUGUGCAAAAAGGGUGUUUACUUACAAUGACAUGUGGAAAGACGCCGAAGGUGUUCCUACAAAAUAUCAAUCUCAAGGUGGUUACUCAGAUAAAAUUCGUGCACAUUCCAGAUUCGUUUUCCAUAUUCCGGAAGAAAUUAGUUCUGCCGAAGCUUGCCCGUUACUUUGUGCAGGCUUAUCUACCUUUGCUCCAUUAAAACGUCACAAGGUUGGUCCUGGAAAUAAAGUUGGUAUCUCCGGUAUUGGUGGUUUAGGUCAUAUGGCAAUUCAAUGGGCUGCCAAAAUGGGUGCUGAAGUUACUGCUAUCUCACAUAGUGAAAAACGUGAUGAAGCAAUCAAACUUGGUGCCACUCAUUUUUUAAAUAUUUCGGAUCCAAUUGAUGUUAAAAAAUUUACUCAUACACAGGAUAUAAUCCUCUCAACUUCUUGUAACCCGCAAGCAGAUUGGUCUAAAUAUAUGAAUCUCAUCAAAAAUCAUGGAACUCUUAUUUUGAUUGGUCUUCCUGAAGCUCCACUCCAAAUUCCUGUAUUCGCUUUCAUGAGAUUUGUAAAAGUUGAAGGUUCAUUAAUUGGUGGAUCCCAAGAAAUUAAGGAUAUGCUUGCGUUCGCUGUAAAGCAUAACGUUAGACCUUGGAUUCAAAAAAUUCCUAUGAAAGAUAUUAAUGAAGGAAUCAAGAUCGUUCGUAAUGGAAAAGCUAAAUACAGGGUUGUGUUGGAAAAUUAA
Messenger RNA from Cetraspora pellucida, 2679 nucleotides. NCBI's taxonomy places the organism in Eukaryota, Fungi, Glomeromycota, Glomeromycetes, Diversisporales, Gigasporaceae. The record is from the annotation of a GenBank genome assembly.